GUCACAAUUUUCCUUUUGAUCGUUUUUCGUUUGAUCGGUUGAUGUGAGAUUCGAUUUCCCUAAUCGCACUUCUGCUGAGUUGCAAAGCAAUGGCUGAAACACCGCUGCCGAGUUCUGAUGUCACUGCUGAAAAUGCACCAGAAUCGGUUCCGCCAGGUAGCACUGCCGACAGCGGCGUUUCCCCCGAUGCUACGAUUCAGGCUGCAGCCUCUGGCGAACCAGCCCAUAAUGUCGGUUCAGCAGCACUGAUUGAGCCUGGCAACCCUAGCAACUCUUCGCUCCGCUGGACCCUACGGGGAGUUCUGUUAAAGGUCAUUUUCUGCAUCUGUCUGGCAGCUCUCUUUGGGCUAAUCUUCUCGGGUAUCAUCUUCAUCUUCGACCUUCCUCAAAAAGAUUCGAAUGAAAGACGCCACCCGCUCUCCCAUUUCGCUUUGCCGGCAGCGCCACCGCAGAGGCCAGAAUCGGUUGCCUUCCUGCAGCCAGUUUACGCCGUUGACGACACGCUCCCCACUGUUACGAUUUUCUUGGCACCGAACGCUUUCGAUCCCAUGGAGACACUGACGGACGAUCCGGCGGACAUGCUAAAGAAACCAUCGAACAACGAUUGGUUGGUGCCUCAGGCUCCAGCGUCAACAGGUGCCAUUCGUCCAGCGAUACCCCGCGACUCUGGUGACGAAAGGGUGUAAUUCUGGUGACUUGAAGCCCUGUACGAUUCUGACGGCAAAUUUGACGCGAUGGGAACUCGCGCUAUUUCGUUAGAUGGUGAGUUUUCGUGGUGGUGAACUGUGUUAGGAUUGCACUUUUUCUACCCGAAAAAACAGUGGCGUGUCGAGUGGGUUG
Messenger RNA from Toxoplasma gondii ME49, 840 nucleotides. RefSeq lists its product as hypothetical. NCBI's taxonomy places the organism in Eukaryota, Apicomplexa, Conoidasida, Eucoccidiorida, Sarcocystidae. The record is from RefSeq and is a predicted model, not a curated record. Bases 90 to 686 code for a protein of 198 amino acids. The transcript has 3 exons.